Messenger RNA from Macrobrachium nipponense, 5978 nucleotides. RefSeq names its product polycomb protein suz12-A-like. Gene Ontology annotation, molecular function: chromatin DNA binding. NCBI's taxonomy places the organism in Eukaryota, Metazoa, Arthropoda, Malacostraca, Decapoda, Palaemonidae. The record is from RefSeq and is a predicted model, not a curated record. Gene Ontology annotation, cellular component: nucleus; ESC/E(Z) complex; RSC-type complex.
GGGUGGAACUCGGCGAGUUUAGUAGUCCCUGGAUUGAGCGGUAAACAAAGCCCCGAAAAUCCCCCCUUACAAAAAUUCUUCCGUCGGAAAUAACACCUUUCUUUCCCCUUCGAUGUGAGAGACUGUCGAGGAGGCCGUCGACGACGAUGCCCCAGAAGAAGAAAGAUGGGAUGGGGCUCGACAAACCCGUCACGGAGGUGCAGGCCGAUCACGAGCUCUUUCUCCAAGCCUUCGAGAAACCUACACAAAUCUACCGAUAUCUACGAUCAAGAAAUAUACUUAGUCCAAUAUUUUUACAACGCACACUAUACUACAUGCGAGGACGGAUGAGCCGAAGUCACAAAAAUCGUAUGUCUUUCAAAUUAGAUUAUCUUUUAGAUAAGGUCACGCAGAAGAGUGAACGUCAGAGUGAACGACCCGCAAGUUAUCUCAACCUUACAUUUAGUGGCUUUCAUGAUGGCAAACUGGAUGGUCAGAUUGGUGACGUAGCACGUGUCGAAACGUUUAUAGUAAAAAUGUGUCACAAGAAGAGAAAAGAGUCGUCUUCACCGUUGAUGCAGGUAUUUAGGAAAGCUGUAUCAGUGGGAACUCAAGACGUUAAUAUCAACCCUCCAGAAGGGGAAGGAGGGGGAGGAGGUGGUAUGGGAUGCGGUAGAAAUGCCACCAUUAGCAUCCCAACGCAUAAUUUUAUGGCUAAUAAUGGUCAUCAAGUCAAAUCUUACGUUUUAGUCUUUCGUGUAUCGUUAGUUACUCAUGACCAGGAAAAUGCUGGAGAACCUGUAUUAAAACGCCGUCGUAUAAGUCGAAGUUCCUCCCAGGACUGUCAGGAGUCUAAUAUUCCAACUAAUGCCAUGAAUGGUGAUACUCACAAUGGUGUGGGUUCAGUUUAUUGUGGGGAACUGGUUAUAUUUGACCGUCAUGGUCGCUGUUUACUGACACCUGGAAAGUACGAGUUAGUGCUAGAGUUCCAUUCUAGUGAGUCGAAUCAGUUGUGCAAAUCUAGCCCCAAAAAGAAUGCCAGUUGGGAAAGCAUCGAUACAUUGAAAAUGGAUUGUUUCAAUAAUGAUCCAUUGUUAAAGUUUUCGUUAUCUUGGAACAAUGAGAACACAUCUGCAUCUAUAGAACGCCCAAGGCUUAGACCACUGAAGCCACUUGAUGUUGUGUUGGCCAACAAUGCAUCAACCAAGCCUAAACCUCAAGGAGUGGCUAGCCCAGAAGCACCACAGUUAGUGUUAUAUCAAUUUGUGUACAACAAUACAGUUAGACAACAGACAGAAGCAAGACGAUUUCACUGCCCAUGGUGUUCGCUGAACUGUAUGGCCCUUUAUUCCCUCUUAAAAACACCUAAAUUGUGUCAUGCUCGAUUUUCUUUCACCUAUGUGCCCCACCCAAAAGGAGCUAGGAUUGAUGUUGCACUUAAUGAAUGUUAUGAUGGCUCAUAUGCUGGAAAUCCACAAGAUAUGGUUGCUAUGCCAGCUGGCUUUGCCUUCUCUCGUAGUGGUCCAACUCGCCGAACUCCUACCACUACUGUUUUAGUGUGUCGACCAAAGAGACCAAAACCAUCGCUAUCAGAGUUCUUAGAGCAAGAUGAUAAUGAUUUUGAUCUUCCAAGAUCAUAUAUUUUAGGUCAUAAUAGAUUAUAUCAUCACACCAUGACUUGCCUCCCUAUCCAACCACAUGAGCUGGACGAGGACAGCGAAGGUGAACACGAUUCUGAAUGGGUUCGUCAUAAAACGCAGAUGAUGAUAGAUGAGUUCUCUGAUGUCAAUGAAGGUGAAAAAGAACUCAUGAAAAUGUGGAAUCUACAUGUGAUGAAAUACAAUUUUGUUGGCGAUAGUCAGAUACCCUUGGCAUGUUCAAUGUUCCUAGAGACCCACGGUACAGAGCUUCUACGAAAGAGUUUAUAUAGAAAUUUCGUCCUUCACAUGAUAUCCUUACAUGAUUUUGGAUUGAUUGGAACUGGUGUUGUCUAUAAGAGUAUACUACAUUUGCAAAACAAAAUGCAAGAUUUAGCCAUUCAAAAACAGUUAGCAGCAGGAUGGGAAGACCAGCGAAGAAAAGCAAAAAAAGUAUAUCCAAAUUCCACGUAUACCACACCGGUGAAGCAAGAGCAGUCAUCCAGUAACCAUCAGAUUGCAAGUCGAGAGAGCAGUGAAGGUACCAAAAGCAGUGCCACCAAAAGCAACUGCCGCUUCUGAGAGUCAACUGAAACAGAAAUCCAUUUUCUUUCAGGUGAAGGAGGGGACAAGAAAUGUGUUGUACAGUGAUAAAGUAUUUUAACGUCUCAGGGUCAUUCUGCUGCAGUGGGCCACAUCCAAGUACAAAUGCAUCUUGACGGCACAUUUAUGGCACAUUGCCAUUUUAUUGUGUUGUGGCCCAGGGUUUAUUAACUAGCUUAGUUGAGUAUUUCUCAUCCUUGUUUAAUGCAUUCAAGUAUUAGAGUACUGUAAUAUGAGUGCAGUCUGGCAUGACCUAAUUUAAAGAUUGCUCUCCUCAUGGUACUGAAUAACUGCCGUGUUUGGUUCUUUCAGUGCAAAAACUGUCUGUGGAAGCACUCUUAUUGAAUGAUUGACUAUUAACAUUGCACUACAGUAUUGUGGUUGUACUUAGGUUGAACUCUUUAUUGAGUAGGCGUACGUUUUGUGUUGAGGCAAAUUAUAUUUAGAUGGUGAAGAGAGCACUUAACAAAACUCGAUUUGAUUAUCUGAUCUGUAUAUAUGUUACAUAUGAAUGUGUAUGUACUUGGUAUGUACACGUUUUUGCACACAAACUCUUUAGAGAAAAUGAGAAAAUGUGGCUGCAUUUUGUCAUGCCAGUCAUGUUAUUAAAGUCAUAAAUUUAUAUUUAUUUAAUCUUAUCCCUGAAAGGUUAAAACCAAAGUGGUAAGACUAUGGUAGUUCAGGAAAGGUGUCGUUUACAUCAAAAGUCUAAUCAUAAAGAAUAUUUUCUAAUAAGUACUAGUGAAAAUGCAGAAUGUAGUUUAUUAGGUUCCUAUGCACCAUGCUGUAUGUACUGUGCUGUACUUGGUUAGCUAACAUUGAUUUAUGUAUGGUUUUACAGUAAUGGUGUAUCAUGUGUUGACUUUCAUAUUUGUUGUAAAUGUAUCUUCAUUAGAGUUGUGUUAAUCUUUGAUUAUCAUCAUAUAUAUAUGUGAUAACUUGGUACAAGAACAUAACAAUGAAUUGAAUCCCAUGUUACAAUGCCAGCCUUGAUAUUUGAUAGAUUAUCACAUCAGGUAAAUGACAGUGUGAUCCUGUACUAAGGGCCUGGAUAUAGUCCAUGCAUGACACUUGUGUAGAAUAGUCUAGUAAUUCAAGGCCUUUUCCAUCUUUUUUCUGGGACUAAGUGGAUAAAGACAGAAAGAAUAAGUAUGGUUACUACUCAUGGUUGAAGCCAAGACUACUAACAACUCACUGCCGUAUAAGUAGCCAAAGUUGAGAUACAAUGUUUAUUCUGUUAGGGAAUAUUGUAUCAAGUCAGUUAAGUUGAAUGUUCUUGUUGAGAAACAGACGUAGACAAAAAUGUUACAUUGUGUCUACAAGUUAUUUGUGUGUAUAUUAUUUAUAUUGUUUGUAUAGAUGGUUUAAAUCUCCUUUUUGGUCUCACGCUGCAGUAUUUUUCAUCAAGAGAAGCUUAAAUGAAGUUGGUGUUAAAAUUUAAGAAAGCUGAUGAUGAAAUUUAGAUUGAUGAGCUUGAAUGUUUAGAAUGUGUGCAGUGAUUUACUGCUUUGUAUAUUGAAAUUGAAUGUAAAAUAUGAGGAGCUCCUUUCCUUAUUACAUUUAAGUUCUUUACAUUUGAGUAAGCUGUGAGAGGUCCAUUCAUUAAAAACAUUUAUUUUUAAAGCCAUGUGCUUGUGGAAGCAGAGGGUAAUUUUUUUAUUUUCAAUUGGUUACCAAACUUUUUACCUCUGCCGUGUUAAUGUGAAUAUUGUGCAUUUUACAUCCUGUCUAAGACUAAGUCGUCGGGAAAUGGAUUUUAUGUAUUUAAUACACAGUCUUGGAAUUUAAUGGAAUUUUUAGUUUUUGCCUAGUCUAGUAAAAAAUUUAUCUGUAUUUAGUGGAGUUACAAUAUACUUAAUGAAGUUGCUUUUUUUUUGUUGGAAUUCGGAUCAUCAUCCAAUUAUCUAUAUGUAGAACAAUACCAAUUGUCCUUACACAUACAUGUAUACAUAAAAAUGUGUGUGAAAUAUAGGUGUGAAAAAAGUCUGGUACUUAAGUAUUAAUUUUUCACAUCUAUAUCUUUGGAGUGUGAAAUUUUUUAAUGAUAUUGAGUACUGUAUCUGAUAGAUACUUGAGGAAGUGUAUACUGAAUCUUGGCCUAAUUUUGUACUGACAGCUGGAAAUGUAUGAUUUUGAUGGGAUGAGACCCUCAAGAAAAGAAAUAGGAAACAAAAACUGAGUCAGAUAUUAGCUUUUUUGUUUUUAGGGAAUUCCAACAAAGUUCAUUAAACUUUAUUAUGGCAAUUUUUGGGAUUGUUCUUUUGUCAGCUUAAUGUCAGUAAUUAUUAGAAACCUUAUUAAACUUAGUAAGUGUUAACAGUCUUCAGAAAUUAAAUUAGUAACUGUUAACAGUUUUCAGAACUUUUUAGCACUUGCUAUCCCAUAGUGCUUCUCUAGCCUUAGAAAUUGACAACUUAUGAAUACCUGUACUUUUAAAUUUCAUAAAGGUAGUAAGUGCUGAAAUGCCUAAUAGAAACUUUUUUUUUGCUCAAAAGUAGUCUGCAAGUGGUGAUGAAUGUAUCUUAUUUUUUUCCACUUAAAUAUUGUGUUAAUAUGAUUCAUACCUCAGACAUGAUUAUUAGAUAUAUUUGUUUUGUGCACAUAAUCUGAAGGCAUGAUUGUUUUGCGGAGGUCCAGAAUUAUACGACAAUCAAGACUGGAUUCUUUCCAGCAGUAUGACAGGACAUUUUUUGUAUGUUCAGCCUCAAGUAAAUACUUGCUGCUUUUAGGUAAAUGCUGUAUUUCAUUUAGAAUUCAAGUUCCACUUUGUAAAAGAAUAAAUUACCAGCCCUGAUGUUGGAAAGGUUAGUAGUAGAUUCAGAUCUCCCAAGGAUACAUUGAAUAUUUAUCUGGUUUACAUUGAGAAUGGUCAAUGAUUAUAAUGUUUGUGGUAGCCAAACAUUUCCAGGACAAAUCAAGAAAGUAGAGAGUUAGGCCAGUAGUUUGAGAGGCAUUUUCAGCAAGCAUUAAAAGGUAAAUACUCAAUAUUUACCCUACUCUGCAUAAUGCAUGUUAUAGUAGAGAAUCAUUUAAAACUUUUCCUCAUUUUUAUUUUUAAGUAUAACAAGUGUAGUGGAGUACAGAGUUAGGAGGUUUACUUGUUUGACGAAAAUACAAACUACUGUACUGUGUAGAAGGUAUUUUUCAGAAAAACCACACAUAGCCCUUCCUAAGUACUCUAUAAUUUAAAGCAAAUGGUUAACAGGAAAAAAAUGCUUGUGACAGAAUAGAUGAGAGAAUUGUUAUUUUCAGUUUCAAUGUUUAUAGAUUCUUAAAACUUGGUUUUAUAUUUUGUAAUUCCACAUAGGGCUAUCGCAUACUUUGCGCCUCCUGAUGUCAGGUUAAGUAGCAGUUUGCGCUCUCUCUUCCUUUUUUUCAUGGAGUUUUUGUUAUAACCAUUUUUAUUCCAACAGUUUCCACUUUCAUUGAGAUAUGGUGCUGUGUUGAUUACCUCGUUUUGGCAUAUGAUAAUCCACUUAAUAGAUGUUUAAAUAAUGUGUUUGUUUUCUGUUACAAUGCCAUUUUUUAAGUAAAGUUCAUUUCCCAUUACAAAAACAAUUUUUAAAAGUGAAAGUUCAUUUCCCCAGGACUUAGUGCAAAGGAUAGGUAGUGCAUUGUGUUCAUGGUUGACAAGAAAGAAAUUCACAUGGUGUAAAGACUUGUUUUAUAUAUAUUUUCCUUUUGUAUAAAAUUGCUGGUGGAAACACGGACAUUUACCUUCCAGUACUUGUAUUUUUAAUAAAACAUUUUUUAAAUUUG